AUGGCUCGUCCGCCCUCCAUGUUCCACGCUUUCCUGCGGCCCUCGAUCCUACAAAUCCUUCGCGCGACGGGCUACCACAGCACGCGCCCUGCAGUGCUCGACACCCUGACCGACAUUGCCGCGCGAUAUCUGACGCUUCUAUGCGAGAAGACGGCGAGCAAUGCGACAAACAACCACGGCGAUGCGGGGGAUUACGACAUAGUGGACGUCAGGAUGGCGCUGCAGGAGGUUGGAGUGCUGCUGCCGGAGAGGGCUGAGACGGAACAGGCGUGGAAGGGAGAGGAGGAUAUGAGAGGAGUGGAGGAGUUUAUUGAGUGGUUUUCGGGAACGCGCAUGAAGGAGAUGAUGGAGAUGGGCAGCGGAGAUACUGAAUCUGACGCUACCGACUAUCUGGCUGCACUAAAAAAGAAGCACAGCAAAACAGGCGACGACGCAAAGUGGCAAGGCACCAUCUUUGGCAAAUCCAACGACGGCAACGAGAUCCUCGUCGAAGGCGGCUCCAUAACCAGCAUCAGCGAAUGGAUAUCCAAGAGAGCACCGGAAUCACUUGAGCCCCAGGAAACGAUAGAAGAGCAGAACGGAGACAAUCCCGAAGCCGCAGACAUGAGAAGGUCCCCUAGUUCGGGCCUCAGCUCGGUGGGGGAUAGGCUGGGCGACGAUGGCGUCGAGGACAUGGUUCUUACCUAG
Molecule: messenger RNA, 687 nt
Organism: Trichoderma virens Gv29-8
Lineage: Eukaryota; Fungi; Ascomycota; Sordariomycetes; Hypocreales; Hypocreaceae
Exons: 2
Coding region: 1-687 (228 amino acids)
Molecular function (GO): protein heterodimerization activity
Source: RefSeq, a predicted model, not a curated record